GCCACCCUCCGAGCCAGACAGACGGCAGGACAGACAGACAUCUGCCUCCCAGACCAUCGCGCAUUAUGGAGGCUCUGCACAUGCAACCCUUUGAAGAGAAAGUGCUGAUGCUGGAGGAUCAGGAACAGGAUGAAAGCAGUGGACAGAAAGAGGGAGGAAUGGAAGCCUCAGACGCAGAAUCAGACGACGACUCCGAACCAGAACCCCCACUUGUCGUUCAGAGGAAGGUGUCAUUCGCAGAUGCAUUUGGCCUCAACCUGGUGUCAGUAAAGGAGUUUGAUAAUGCUGACGUGACAGAGUCAGAGGUCAACCAGGACCUUGUGAGUGAGGCCACCCAUCCCUUGGAGGAGUUCUACAUUUCCUGCUUGUUUACAGUCCCCUCGUGCUCCGAGGAGCUGGACCAGAGGCUGCAAGCACAGAUGGUGGAGCUGGAAAGCAUCGAGCUUCUUCCGGGAACCUCCAUGCUGCGUGGAAACAUCAGGGUGGUUAAUCUCUGUUUUGAUAAGUCUGUGUAUGCCCGGAUGACCCUUGAUCGCUGGACGAGCUACUUUGACCUGUUGGCAGAGUACGUGCCUGGAUCCAGUGACAGGAAAACAGACAGGUUUACCUUUAAGUACACCUUGAUUCCUCCUUUUGAGAAAGAGGGCACCAGAGUGGAGUUCUGUCUGCGUUACCAAACUUCAGAGGGAACUUUUUGGGCUAAUAACAACCGAAUAAACUAUGUGCUGUUCUGCCACCAGAGGGGACAUGUACGGGAGCAGAGGCCUCCAGCGCAAGAGGAGAGUUGCAACUAUAGGAGCAAGAGGAGCUGUCUAAAAGCUAACUGGAGGGGAAGUACACAGGAAAAGGCCUUGGAGACCAGUUACACAUCAACAGUUAUUGCAGAGGGAGAGGCUGCACAUAAAGCACGGAAGGCGGCCUUAAAGACAAAAGACAGUGCAGAGAUAAAAUCAGAACUAUGCCAUGAAGAACACCAACCUUUGGUGAGGUUCAUUCAUCAUAUUUUAAUAAUGAAACACCUACAUCACACAAAAGUCAAAAACACAUGUCUUCAACUUAAGAUAUAA
Molecule: messenger RNA, 1067 nt
Organism: Labrus bergylta (ballan wrasse)
Lineage: Eukaryota; Metazoa; Chordata; Actinopteri; Labriformes; Labridae
Gene: ppp1r3aa
Product: protein phosphatase 1, regulatory subunit 3Aa
Biological process (GO): regulation of glycogen biosynthetic process
Cellular component (GO): protein phosphatase type 1 complex
Molecular function (GO): glycogen binding; protein phosphatase 1 binding
Source: RefSeq, a predicted model, not a curated record